Messenger RNA from Eleginops maclovinus (Patagonian blennie), 2046 nucleotides. It is a transcript of the gene supt7l, whose product is annotated as SPT7 like, STAGA complex subunit gamma. NCBI's taxonomy places the organism in Eukaryota, Metazoa, Chordata, Actinopteri, Perciformes, Eleginopidae. The record is from RefSeq and is a predicted model, not a curated record. Gene Ontology annotation, cellular component: SAGA complex. The coding region runs from base 368 to 1672 and encodes 434 amino acids. Gene Ontology annotation, molecular function: transcription coactivator activity; protein heterodimerization activity. The transcript is spliced from 5 exons.
CGGUACUGGAUGAUGGCGUGGUACCUGGAGAUGGAGGGAUGCUCCAGAGGGACGUCACACACAGGCAGACGUCCAACCACGAUGUAGCUUUUAUCUGUCAGGGGCACCGUGUCCACUAUGGUGCCGUUUUUAAGGAUUUCCAGAGCAUAGGGGGUAUCUGGAGCCGUGCCACCCCAUAGUGGCUCUGUAUAUGGGAUAGGGGGGAAUUUACCAACGGGGGGGGCUUUAGCAGGUAGCACCCUGGGCUUCGCUUCUGUCUUUGGUUUGACAGGAGCCACGCUCUUGUCUUUAGCGCAUUUCUUCUCCUCUUCUAAGACUUUUUCGAUUAAAUUUCCAGUUUUGAUCUUGCCAGCUUUGAUCACCCAUCAUGAUGCGUUACUGGGGCGAGAUCCCCGGUCCUGCGGGGGCUCCUCCAAGCCGCAGCUCCUUCGACCUGCUCCAGCGUGAGUUCCGCUCAGUGGAGAUGCAGGAUCCCCCGCUGCACCAGCCCUCCGCCCAGCGCCCUCGCCCCACCACGAUGCUUGACAUCCCCUCAGAGCCCUGCAGCCUCACCAUCCAUACCGUGCAGCUGUGUCAGCACACCCGCCGCCUUCGGGGCCUCUUGUCAGCAGCCCAGGCCCAGGCUCAGGGUCAGAGCUCAGCAACCUCUGAGGGCGGCAGUAAGCUGGAGGAGGCUGACACCAACCUUCCCCUUCGGCCUCCCACCCCCCCUAACAUGCCUGAUGACCUACUACCUGCGGACAGCAAAGCCCCGCGGCAGCCCUUCCUGCUCCGACACAGUGACCCUGAAAGUGACUUCUACAAGGGUAAAGGCGAGCCGGUCACAGAGCUCAGCUGGCCAUCCUGCAGGCCACUCCUCUAUCAGUCCGUGGCCACCAUCUUGGCCCACGCCGGCUUCGAGUCAGCCCAGGAGAGUGUGCUGGAGACCCUCACCGACCUGGUCCAUGAGCAUUACCUGCUCCUCUCCAGGAAGCUGCGGGUGGCAGUGGACCGGGAGGCACGGCUGGGGGCCAGUCCCUUCCCAGACGUGGUGGAGCAGGUGUUCCACGAGGUGGGCAUCGGCAGCGUGCUGGCCCUGCAGCGCUUCUGGCAAGUGCGGAUCAAAGACUACCACAGCUACAUGCUGCAGGUGAGCAAAGAUCUGUCGGAGGAAUAUGAACGCCUGGUGAACCCGGAGAAGGCCCUGGAGGACUCCAAGCCCCCGAGGAUCAAGGAGGAGCCAAUGAGUGACAUCUCCUUCCCUAUUAGCGAGGAGCCCGAGGCCGAUUUAGCCUCCGGGGACCAGGCGCUGCCCAUGGGGGUCCUGGGGCCCCACGGCGAGAGGCUGGCUUCAGGCCUGGAGGCUGACCAUUCUCCUCACGCAUCAGGUGGGGGCGGGGCACACAACUCCCCACUGUGGCCUCAGGUCAAGAUGGAGCCGCAGGAUUCCGAGGAGGGCCAGGGGUCCGGACAUCACCACCACCACCACCACCAUCAUCACGGUGUCCUGGGUGGAGAUGUGUUCGAGGAGGGCGGGCCCAUGUCCACCAUGAGCGAGACAGGAGGAGCCAUGGCGCCCACUCCUGGAGGCGCGGCAUCGGACGCUAGCUACCCUUCGCAUUCCCCUGACUCCUUGAUGAGCACUUCGCCCGUUUUCAACCAGAGACCAAAGAAACGGGCCAAGAAGAUGUGAACUGUGAACCCACCACCAAGUCUUUCACGCAUAUUUGAUGAAAAAUAAUAUUUUUUAGGACUCGCCGUUAGCUGUUGAAAUAAUGCCUGCUACAUGACAUGAGAUGAUAAUGAACAAACUGAAGUAAUGUUGACAUUUCUUUUUCUUUUUUCAUCUGUAUUGUAGUAUGUAUUAGGACUGGGCCCAUUUGAGUAUAUCAAAUAUCACAAUAGUUUUCGCCAAAAGCCUUCAAUAUCUAUUUUGUGACGAUAUUGUAUAACUAUUGGUGCUUUGAUAAAAUAUCUGAUAUUUUUGAUAAAUAAUCUUCAGUAAUGUCAAUAUGUUGAUAUGAUAUUAAAGAAGCCCUAUUAUCCUCCCCCACCCCCUGCCUGAAA